AUGACGAAGCCAAAGAUGUCGGCCUUAGUGGCCUCCGCUAUUCGCAAUCUGCGAGAAAUUCGCGGUUCCACGUCGAAGGAAAUCAUGAAUUACAUUAAGUCUCAAUACACCGGAUCGGAUGCCAACAUACAGAAGCAGAUAUACACUGCUUUGAAACGUGGCUUGGAGUACGGUAUUCUGAAGAGAGACCGUGGUUAUUAUAGCCUGAAUACGGAUCCUGACAUGAUGUACAAAGCGCAUACCGUGGCGCCCUUGGAGCAAGCUAGGAGAGGACGGAGAGGAAGGAGGAAGCACACGGAAGACACCUUGAGGAAUUCCCCGGUGGAGAAUCUCCGAAAGGACAUGACUUAUUUGUACAAGAAUACCGACAACCAGACUCCGUCCAGACAUCAGAGCCGUAGUCGGGAUCGAAGUCAGACGCGCAGCCGAUCGAGUAGCAGCGACAAGGAGAUGAUUGACGACCAAAAUCGCGAUCAACCGUGA
Molecule: messenger RNA, 483 nt
Organism: Pogonomyrmex barbatus (red harvester ant)
Lineage: Eukaryota; Metazoa; Arthropoda; Insecta; Hymenoptera; Formicidae
Biological process (GO): nucleosome assembly
Cellular component (GO): nucleosome
Molecular function (GO): DNA binding
Source: RefSeq, a predicted model, not a curated record